Messenger RNA from Metarhizium album ARSEF 1941, 1866 nucleotides. Its product is annotated as transcription initiation factor IIF subunit alpha. The transcript is spliced from 3 exons. NCBI's taxonomy places the organism in Eukaryota, Fungi, Ascomycota, Sordariomycetes, Hypocreales, Clavicipitaceae. Gene Ontology annotation, molecular function: RNA polymerase II general transcription initiation factor activity; DNA binding; TFIIF-class transcription factor complex binding. Gene Ontology annotation, biological process: transcription initiation at RNA polymerase II promoter; positive regulation of transcription elongation by RNA polymerase II. The coding region runs from base 1 to 1866 and encodes 621 amino acids. Gene Ontology annotation, cellular component: transcription factor TFIIF complex; nucleus. The record is from RefSeq and is a predicted model, not a curated record.
AUGAGCCUGAACGGUUCCAAAACAAGCUGUGAUGAUCAACGGAAACAGUACGGCGGCUGGUCCGAACCUCCUCCUCAGUAUCAAUAUAAUGAUAUUCCUAUAAUGACGACCAAAAAGUCCUUGAUGGAAGGCAUGCGCUACCACCUCAUGAGGUUCUCUCAGGCUCGUGCUUCCGACUCUCCCGUCGACCCCACAGAUCAGGACGAUUUUGCUCGUCCGGUGACACUACACAGACGAGACGCUCGACAGCCUCCUCCCGGAAGAGCGACCAAGGUGGAGGAACCGGAACCACCUCAAGUCGAGGAGAAGGAGGCGGAGAGGCUGGCGCAAGCUAAAGCCGAACGGGAGGCCCAACGCGCAAUUGAUCUUGCAAAGAUUGCUCCAGUGGCCAAAGACAACAAUCCUAAACGUCCCAAGAAACAAAAGGAGGAAAAAACCAUGUUUAACAGGGCUCCAAAGUCCGAGGCAGCCAAGAAGGAAUCAGAUCUUCGGUAUGAAGAAGCCUUACCUUGGCACCUUGAAGAUGCAGAUGGAAAGAACGUGUGGGUCGGCAGCUAUGUUGCUGCCCUGUCUGAAGCAAACGUGGCCUUCAUGAUUGACAAAGCCGUCUUUCGCAUGGUGCCUCUAGAAAAGUGGUAUAGGUUUGGUGCAAAACCACCUUUUCAACCCUUCACGAUUGAUCAAGCGGAAGCAUUCAUGAACAGAAAGGUCGAUGUUGGCAGAUGGAUAAUGAAGGACGAGGAGAAGCGGGCUGGGCAGAGUGAUCUUGAGGCAACGAGGAAGCUCCUUUCCGGCCGUGGCCAGAUGAUUAAGACAGAGAGUGACACCUUUAAAGCUGCGUCACGAUCAGAGAAGCUUGACCAUGACGAACUGGAUGUAUCUGGAGAUGAAUUUCAAGAUGAUGACGAGACGCCGUAUUUCGAGCGCAUGGAGGACGACGACACUAAAGAGUCAAAAGACAGGAUACGUCGAGAGCAGCUGGGAGCAAACUUGUUCGGGGACGGCGAUGAACAGGAAGUCGAUAAAGAAUUGCAGGAACAGUUGCGAGAAGAACUGGAGCGACAAAAAUAUGGCAAGAGUACUAAAAAGGCUCUGAUUAAACGGGAUCGAGAAGAUAUAUAUGAAAGCGACGACUCUGAGGAGAAUCCUUGGAGUAGCUCGUCUGACGAAGAAUCAAGCGGCGACUAUGAACAAGACGAGGGAGAAGGAGAGAAGAAGAAGGAUGACAAGAAGGAUGCAGAUAACAAAGAAACACAAGGUGAUGGGAAGGAUAAGGCGAAAGGGACGGGCUCCAAGAGAUCAAUGACACCACAAGGGAAACAGAAACAAGGAGAGUUGACCAAGAAGACUAAGUCUCUAAAACGAGCUGGAUCUCCAGCAUUAUCGGAGUCGAGCGGGAAUGAGUCAUCGCGCAAGAAGAUGAAGAAAUCGUCUCUAUUAGGCAGUGGGAGCCGUGCAGGCACGCCUGUCUCCCAGCCAAACGCAGUCCGGCGAGGCAAAGUCGGACAUGGUUCCGGUAGCGAUGCGGAAGCCACGACUACAGAGAUGUCCGACGGCGCUGUCGCUCCUAGAAAGGGAACAAAGAUGGUCGGUAAUAGUGGGAGAGGAACGCCAGUCGCAUCGAGGGCUGGCAGCCCGAAUCCAGCAACCGCCGCUACAUUAGCGACUACACAGACCGCUGGAAUUGAACCUUGGGAAAUACUAGACAAGAUACCGGCCGAUGGCAUUGCCAUUACCGAUCUGAUAAAGCAUUUCCAUGGUAGGGUUGGCGACCGCUCAGGCCAAAUGCCAAGAGGCGAAUGGAUAAAAUUGGUGAAGCAGCUCUGUGACUACGGGCCGGAUAAGCGGCUUAGGCGCCGAAGAUAG